Messenger RNA from Peronospora belbahrii, 1542 nucleotides. NCBI's taxonomy places the organism in Eukaryota, Oomycota, Peronosporomycetes, Peronosporales, Peronosporaceae. The record is from the annotation of a GenBank genome assembly.
AUGGAGAAGUGGACAUGUAGUGGAUGUGGCAUUGCAUUGCAGUACAAGGAGCCCAAACAGGUUGGGUACUUUCCCAAGCAGCUACUGAACAAUGUGCACGAUCUAAAGGAUCUCAAGCGACUACGCUGCGAACGUUGCUUCCAAAUGGCCCAAUACGGCAAAAUAUCGGACGCUAGAAUGCCGUAUCAGGAGUAUGAGAAACGAGUUAUGGAGCUCCGUAGUAAGGAUAUGCUCAUGAUUCAAUUGGUGGACAUUCUAGACAUCUCUGGGAGUUUGUUGCCAAAUGCACGACAUAUUUUUGGCAAGAAGCCGGUGAUGUUGGUUGUAAACAAGGGAGAUUUGGUGCCAACGAAGUCGGGUAUUCGACGUCUGAUGAGGAGAAUCAAACAAGAGGCCAAAGAAGCAGGGAUUGAAAAUAUAAUCUCCAUCUAUCUGAUCAGUGCUAUGAAGCGGAUCGGAAUGAAGGAGAUUGUAGAGGAUGUGGCCAAGUACCGAAAGGGUCGCGAUAUUUGCGUAGUUGGCGCUGCCAAUGUGGGCAAGUCGACGUUUCUGAACUCGUUUAUGUCGCAUCUAGUGGAUCGCAAGUGGCAACACAACCAUCGCAAGUACAUGAAGAUGGCAGAGGUUUCUUUAUCCGAGUUAGAGAAUGACGAGACAGCGAUGAUGCUUAACAUUGACGAGGAUCUGAUGAAGGAGGCAAAGGUUGAAAAGGAAAAGAGAGAGUCAGCCGAGAACGAAACUACUGUUGUGACUCCGUAUGGGGAACUUUACGUCGCUCCAGGCGAGGAACCAGGAAUGAUUGAGAUGAGUGCGGAGGAACAUAGGGAGAUGACAACGUCGCCACUUCCCGGCACGACCUUGGCUGUCCAGUAUUUGCCAGUUAUGGUACACAAUGAGGCUUUCAACAUUCUAGACACCCCUGGUUUGAUCACUGAUACCAAACGACAGAAGCUUGUCGAAGUGCUCGCGCUGGACGGUGCUGCUAAAUUGAAGAACGUAUUUCCGUCCACGAAAUUACCAGUAACGACUUAUCGCGUGCGUCCAGGUCGCAGUUUGUUUCUUGGUGCUCUUGCGCGCUUCGAUUAUGAAACCAUUGGAGGUGACAACAACAAGAAUAUGCUGUUGCUAUCCUGGUACGGUGUGCUGCCUGGCCAUCUCACAAGCACUGAACGUGCAGAAGACAUGUUCAUCAAGCACGCUGGUGGUAUUCUUUCACCUCCACGGGGUCUUGAUGCCAUGAGCUUUAUUGGCCCGCUCACUCUAUCGCAGAAUGUUUAUAUAAAGGAUUAUGCGCUUGACAGCGCGCUCAGUAAGUCCAAACACAAGAAGCCUAAGCGUACGACUGUCGUGGAGCUGGAGCUGCCAGGCUUUGGGUGGCUCUCCGUUACUGCCGUGGACCUCGAUGGCACUGUGGCAUCACAAAAGACGCUGAGCCAAGGUAAAAUAUCCGUUUACACAUGCCGUGGGCUCUCCGUCGUUUCGCGUACAUCGCUCUUCCCAUACGAGAUGUCGGACUCAAAGAGCACAACGUGGAAACGCUAG